AUGUCCGCGACCGAGAAGCCGUCCGUCGUGAUCAUCGGCGGCCUAGGCUUCAUCGGCCGUCACCUGGCGCUCUACAUCCACCAGCAUAACCUCGCCUCCGAAGUGCGAUUAGUCGACAAGCUGCUCCCCCAGCUGGCCUGGUUGGCCCCCGAGUUCACCGAGGCAUGCUCGCAAGACAAGUUUGUGCAGGCUGAUGCUAGCCGUGAACAAUCGUUUCCACGGAUCUUCGAUAGGGCCAAUGGCGCUCAAUUCGACUACGUAAUUGACUGUGGAGGUGAAACCCGCUUUUCUGAAUCCGACGAUGUCUAUCGGCUACGGACCCAUGCCCCCUCUCUCGCGAUCGGACACGAAUGCGCCCGGCGCGGCAUACGCACUCUCGUCCAGUGUUCUACGGCCACUGUGUAUAAGCCAGAGGCGAAGCUGCACAAGGAAAGCGACAAGACGAAACCCUCGUUGAAAUUUUCAAAAUGGAAACUUGCUCUAGAGGAUGACUUGAAAAAGAUACCGGGCUUGAACCUUUGCAUUUUGAGGUUUCCUCGUGUGUAUGGCGAAUAUGAUACUGGGUUUUUGACACCAGCUAUUUGCCUUGGAAGGGUAUACAAAGAACUAGAGAAACCGAUGACCUUCCUCUACUCCAAAGAUCAGGUCAUGCAUACUGUUUACGUUAAAGAUGCCGCCCGUGCUCUCUGGACGGCGGCGGAAUGGCGCGCGAGCAAAGGUUCCAUUACGAACAACCAAAACCCUCCGUUCCCUAUCACAUUUAAUAUUGUCGACCACAACAACACGACGAAGGGUCAUUUGACUGACGCUUUAAGCCGGGUCUUUGGCAUUGAGUGCGAAUUUUUAGGAACAUUAAUGACCCAAUUUGCCAAGCUAAACCAAGAUGAGAUUGUCGAUGAAAUGAACGAGGAGAGCCUCGAAACCUGGGCCGAGUUGCUACAAAAGAAUGGAGUUACGCGGCCCGGCCCAAUCAGCCCGUUUGUCGACAAGGACCUGCUCCGUGAUGUCGACGUUUGCGCCGACGGGUCUUUAUUUGAGCAGACCACUGGUUUCACAUAUGAGACUCCCGCUCUCUCUCCCGACUGGCUGGAAAAUAUUAUUACCAGCUACAAACGAAUGAAUUGGUGGCCCUAG
Molecule: messenger RNA, 1134 nt
Organism: Ophidiomyces ophidiicola
Lineage: Eukaryota; Fungi; Ascomycota; Eurotiomycetes; Onygenales; Onygenaceae
Exons: 3
Coding region: 1-1134 (377 amino acids)
Source: RefSeq, a predicted model, not a curated record